AUGGGAUCUCACGCUGAUCACGGUGGACCACAUCCAGAAGGGUAUCCUCCUGCUCAAGCCCGGAAUAGGAUGUGCAUAACUCAUCCAGAAGAGUUCAUUCAUGCCGUGGCUCCUGAGGUCACCGUGAGCCACAUAACCACCCCACUGUACAUCCCAUCAGUCGUGUGGUCCUUCUUCCCGCUGAACAGGCUGCUGAAUGUGGAAGCUGUCGUGAGUUCGCUUCCUGUGCUGGCCGCGCAGGUCACCGAGCUCGCAGAUGGCAUCUUUAUUGCGAUGUCGCUCAACCAUGGCGUCGCCGAUGGGGCUACAUUCUAG
Molecule: messenger RNA, 315 nt
Organism: Miscanthus lutarioriparius
Lineage: Eukaryota; Viridiplantae; Streptophyta; Magnoliopsida; Poales; Poaceae
Source: the annotation of a GenBank genome assembly